Marmota flaviventris (yellow-bellied marmot) is the source of this 936-nucleotide messenger RNA. RefSeq names its product olfactory receptor 14I1-like. The record is from RefSeq and is a predicted model, not a curated record. NCBI's taxonomy places the organism in Eukaryota, Metazoa, Chordata, Mammalia, Rodentia, Sciuridae. Gene Ontology annotation, molecular function: olfactory receptor activity; G protein-coupled receptor activity. Gene Ontology annotation, cellular component: membrane. Gene Ontology annotation, biological process: G protein-coupled receptor signaling pathway.
AUGGACAACGUCACCUCCUUCACCUACUUCCUCCUGGUGGGCAUCUCCAGCUCCCGGGAGCUCCAGGUUUUGCAAGGUCUGCUGUUCCUGGUGAUCUAUCUGGGAGCCUUGAUGGGGAAUCUUAUCACCGUUGCUCUUAUUGUGACAGACACACGCCUUCACGCUCCAAUGUACUUCUUCAUAAGCAAUCUGUCCCUCUUAGACCUUGGCAGCAUCUCAGUGAUUGUUCCCAAAUCCAUUGUUAAUUCCUUGACAGGCCGUCGGGCCAUCUCACUGCAGGAAUGUGCUGCACAGAUCUUCCUUUACAUACUUUUUGCCACUGUAGAGUUUGCGCUCCUUGUGGUCAUGUCCUAUGACCGCUACGUUGCCAUCUGCCACCCUCUGCACUACGGGCUGGUGGUCACGCCGCGCAUGUGCAUUCAGGCCGCCGGCGGCUCCUGGGCCUGCGGGCUGGUCUACUCUGCCAUCCACACGGGCUCCAUGUUCAGGCUUCCCUUUACAAAGACCAACCUGAUCCACCAGUAUUUCUGUGAUAUGCCUCAGAUUUUGAGGCUCUCAUCUCCCGACGUCCAGUUUUCUGAGUUCGUCAUCAUUGCCGCAAGUGCUGGCCUCGUGGUGGUGUGUGCCGUCUUCGUCUUGAUGUCAUAUAUCAACAUAUUCUCAACCGUGCUCAAGAUCUGUUCGGCGGAAGCCCGCAGCAAAGCCUUAUCCACCUGUGUCCCACAGCUGGCGAUUCUCCUCCUGUUUGUGAUUUCUGGGUCAGUGGCUGUCUUAGGGCCCGUGGCAACGGAAGGAUCCCUUAAAAAUCUGCUGACAGCCAUGUUCUACACCAUGGUCCCCCCCUUCACCAACCCCAUCCUCUACAGUCUGAGGAACAGGGAGAUUAAUGCUGCUCUCAGUAGGAUGUUCAACAGGCAUACCGAGUUCCCAAUCUAA